GAGCCCGGCCCAAGCCUGCACGGCAUCAGCUGACCGAUCUGGGACCUUCAGGAUGAUGUGCCAAAAGCUGGUCCUCCUCCUGCUGCCGGGAGCAGUCGCUUGGACAGCUGUCACCAAGGGCAUCUCAACAGAGAGCCACAGGUUAAGCGCCGCUACCGCCUCAGAGUCGGCUUCCAUCCCUGAGAUCCCUCAGCUGCGAGGCGCGGAAUUCUCCGCGCAAGAGGCGGGGAGCUCUGGACUGCCAAAUUGGGCACGUACUUUGCUGGCAACAGCAGCUGUCUUUCUUGCAGUUGUUUCCUCCCCACGGGCUGCUUCGGCACAGUCCAAUGUAAACAUCUACAUGGGACAGGGCUGCUUCUGGCACGUCCAGCACGAGGUGGUUAAGCAGGAGGCAAAUGACCUCUCUCGCCAAGCUGCUGAAGUUUCAGCGUUGUCGGGCUACGCCGGCGGAAAUGAGGUUGGUGGCAAGGGUGAGGUGUGCUACCACAACAUGGCAAUGGCACCAGACUACGGCCGCAUGGGGCACACUGAGGUGGUGAACGUGAGCGUCCCUGAGGAGAAAGUUGCUGACUUUGCAAAGGCAUAUUUUGAUGCUGCUGCCAGAUAUCCUUUCGGCCGUGCUGAUCCCCAGGACCGAGGCACCGAGUACAGAUCUGCCAUCGGCAUCCCAGGUGGCAUGGAUGGGCCCAUUUUCAAAGCUGUGGAAGCUUCCAACGCUGGCCGCUUUGAGCUCCUGCGUGGUCAGGGCAACGAUGCAGACACUGUUGGGACGAAGAAGGUCUGGGUCUAUGACUCCAACCAGUUCCCAUUUCAUCAGGCAGAGAUCUACCACCAAUUCCACGACGACAUGUUGGAGAGGUACUCAGAGAAAUACCACAGCCUGAAGAAGUUGCUGGUGAGUCAAGGGACUAUUCAGAAGGUUGCUUGCCCUGAGAUGGGCUUCUAAGCUUUCACGUGUGAACCUAAAUGUAGGACAUAUGUACAGUUGACUCAAGAUGACACCAAAAUUUUCAGAUUUUCGGCUUGCAGAGACCUGCCCAAAAA
Molecule: messenger RNA, 1044 nt
Organism: Cladocopium goreaui
Lineage: Eukaryota; Dinophyceae; Suessiales; Symbiodiniaceae
Source: the annotation of a GenBank genome assembly